AAUAGCAAUAGGAGCUUUAGUAGUGUAGUUAUACAGCACGAUGGUGGUUGCGUUACGAAUUGUUUGUGUUUUAGCAGUUUUCUGUGGAGCCCUGCAGGCUGCUCCAACGGUCACGUACGAUCAAAGGCAACAAGGUGAAUUCAAUCUACAAGUGGACAUAGACGAUGUCGCCAUACUAUUGCUGUCAAGCGACGAGUUCGGCGAAAAAGCUAUACUGCAAGGCAGCAAUAAAAUGCAUCAAAUAUUCGGGCGCCGUCACGGUGUCAAAACGAAAAAAAAGCAUCACAAGAAACCCGUAAACUGCACGACAACAACGGUUAACCCGGAAGUGUCCUACAGUGAGUUACCGUCAACAUACCUCACGACAACAUCACAGGGAUACGAAGAACUGUACUCAACGUCGACUUCGAGCCAAGAAAAAUUGCAGGACAUAAUACCCACGGCUGCUGCAUCGCCCGUGUCCGAAAUAAACAUUCAGACCGAUCUUGCAGAUAGUCAAAAAAACAUCGCGAAUAGUGACGAAUAUUCUGCAACUACAACGCCGAGUAUAGCACCAAGUACGUUUGAGGAAAAAGUUCAUUUAGAGGAAACUGCAGGUAGUUUCGCGGCUAACUCUUCUGAAAUGGUAGCUGUAAAAACCGUAGAAAAACCUACGGCAGUAGCCGGUGCCGUCGAAAUCGAUAAUAUUACAGCAACUAUUGCGACAAAAACAAUAGAAAAAUCUACAAAUUUAACAAACUUCCAGGCAUCAGAGAUUUCAAACGGUUCGAAUACUGACGUUAAAACAAUUGAGACGCUUUCGACAAAUUUCGAAGAAAAUCCCGUAAGCGUAUCAUCCAAUGUAAAAAUAGUAGAAAAAAAUACUAAUGACGAAAUUAUUAAAGUCGACGAAACCCCGACAAAGAACAUAAACACCAAAGUUGAAUCAAAUGAAAUGACUACCGUAAAAAAAAUAGAAACUGUGGAAAUUGAGGAAAUUAAACCCGCCGAGAUGAUCGCUAUAAAAAUUAUGGAAAAACCUACGGACGACGGUGCAAUACACGAAAAACUUGUUGACAAACCCGUAGUGGACACAUCGCACGUGAAUGGUUUGGGUACGUCAGUAAAUACGAAAACAACUGACGAACCUACAGAAAUGAUCGCUAUGAAAACUUUAGAAAAACCGAAAUUUUCCGAAGCCUUAAAAGUCGGAAAAAAACCUAUGGACGCAACUGAUACAAUUAAAGCUGCAGAUACCCAAGCUGGUAAAACAACGUCAGUAGAUUUGAGAAAAAGUCCUGUAGAAUUAGUCGCAAUGAAAAAAAUUGAAAACCCACAGACUGCUAUAGGGUCAAUAAGUAGUAUAGAAAAGUCUGGAAUUACAACGAGUACUAAGCUGGUGGAGAUACAAGAAGACACAAAAAUGCAGAGUAAACCGUCGGUCGAAAAUAUAGUCUCAAGGUCUGCUCCAAAACAAACGGAAACGAUCACCGCGAAGACAGUGGAAAAUUCGACGACGGUAAAAAAUGUAGUUUCCGUGAAAACUGUGAUUAAACCUGGAAUUCCAAAAUCUACACUGUCAUCAAAUAGUUCCUUGAUCAUGCGGAAGGUAGGCGACCGUAAACCGUUGCCUACAAUGACGUUAGAAGUGGCAACUCCAAAAGUAUUGUAGGUAAAAUGUUUGAUGAUUAUUGUAAUAUUUUGAAAAUAUUGAAGAUAUUUUGUCAUAUUAUAUUUAAAUAGUGUUUAUUUUGUAAGUGCUGACCCGGUAUAAAUCAAUACUCGAAUGGCCGAAUUACACAAUCUGAAUACCUAUUAAAUUGUAAAAAUCAAAACACGUUUUUAUGAGCUUUAAAUAUUUAUAACAAUUA
Molecule: messenger RNA, 1850 nt
Organism: Melanaphis sacchari
Lineage: Eukaryota; Metazoa; Arthropoda; Insecta; Hemiptera; Aphididae
Exons: 1
Coding region: 41-1651 (536 amino acids)
Source: RefSeq, a predicted model, not a curated record